UGCAUCAGAUGCAUCAGGUGCCUCAGGUAGGCCGGCUACCCAAUCAAUAAGGGUCAUCAUAACGAAACAUGGGCCGUACGGAGCUGCAAACGGAGGGGACGCCGGACGCGAGCCAGAUCAAGCUUGCUUGGCGCAUCAUGCAGCCCCAAAAAGGAACGCGAGCCCGUAGUUCAAUAGGAGCCAAUCCUCGGAGGAAGGCUAGCUUGCUGAAACCCUGGCCUGGUGGAGCUCGAACAGCUCAGCAGUGCUCAGCAGGUGAGUCUGGUCUGUUGGAAUGGAUAGGUAUUGUGUGUCCACUAGCUUUGUGAUU
Molecule: messenger RNA, 310 nt
Organism: Aspergillus piperis CBS 112811
Lineage: Eukaryota; Fungi; Ascomycota; Eurotiomycetes; Eurotiales; Aspergillaceae
Exons: 1
Coding region: 69-308 (79 amino acids)
Source: RefSeq, a predicted model, not a curated record